Messenger RNA from Arctia plantaginis, 1851 nucleotides. NCBI's taxonomy places the organism in Eukaryota, Metazoa, Arthropoda, Insecta, Lepidoptera, Erebidae. The record is from the annotation of a GenBank genome assembly.
AUGGAACUUAGUAGCAGAAAGACCCCUACAGAAGGCACAGGGAAGCAAAGCGCCAAACCAAUUAAAAAUGAAUUACCAGAAACCGAAAGCGUUUUACCAGAAAGAGCAGAAUGGAGUAAUCAAAUGGAAUUUCUUAUGUCCUGUAUCGCAACUUCGGUUGGUCUGGGUAAUGUUUGGAGAUUUCCAUUCAUCGCCUAUCAGAAUGGAGGCGGUGCUUUUCUCAUUCCUUACAUCAUUGUACUGAUCGUCAUCGGCAAACCAAUGUACUAUCUCGAGUGUGUACUAGGGCAAUUUAGUUCAAGAAAUUCAAUUAAAGUGUGGUCGAUGGUUCCUGCUAUGAAAGGAAUCGGUUACGCUACCGUUUUGGCUUGCUGUUUCAUAUUGUCAUACUACGUAGUGAUAGUAGCCUUAUGUCUUUACUACCUAGCGAUGAGUUUUCAGGCAACACUGCCAUGGGGGGUAUGCGCACCAGAAUGGACCAACUGCGUAGCCUCAGAUCCCAGCCAACAAGUUGGGGAAGUCCUACCAAACGCCAGUAGCAGUGCGGAACUGUACUUUAUCAAAACGGUACUUCAACGAAGUGAUGGCAUUGAAGGUGGUCUUGGUUCCCCAAUAUGGUAUUUGACCUUAUGCCUGUUGGCUUCGUAUAUCGUAGUCUUCAUUAUCGUUGCACGAGGAGUGAAAAGUUCGGGUAAAGCGGCUUACUUCUUGGCAAUUUUCCCUUACGUAGUGAUGAUAAUACUAUUAAUUACAACGGUAAUUCUGCCAGGCGCAGGCACUGGCAUCCUUUUUUUUUUGACUCCACAGUGGGACAAGCUCUUGGAACUUAAUGUGUGGUAUGCGGCUGUCACUCAAGUGUUCUUCUCACUAUCUGUAGCCACAGGAGCUCUCGUUAUGUUUUCCUCAUAUAAUGGAUUCCGGUCUAAUGUUUACAGAGAUGCUAUGAUCGUGACAACAUUGGAUACCUUUACUAGCUUGCUGUCUGGCAUAACAGUCUUCGGAAUUUUGGGUAGUUUGGCGAAAGAGCUCAACACGGAAGUUGAUGAGGUACUUGGCUCUGGCGGAACUGGACUUGCAUUCAUAUCUUAUCCUGACGCUAUUUCCAAGACGUUUUUGCCUCAGCUAUUCUCUGUCCUGUUCUUCUCGAUGAUGACUGUCCUUGGCGUCGGUUCAGCAGUGGCUCUCUUGUCCACCGUCAACACAGUAUUUUUGGAUACUUUCCCUCGCGUAAAAACCGUGUACAUGUCUGCCCUAACCUGCAGUGGAGGAUUCCUUCUCGGCCUGACCUAUGUUACACCAGGUGGCCAGUUUAUUUUGGAGUUGGUUGAUUACUAUGGAGGCACAUUUCUUAUUCUCUUCUGUGCUAUAAUGGAAAUCAUUACAGUGUUUUGGAUAUACGGCUUGGAAAACUUAUGCGUAGAUAUAGAGUUUAUGCUAGGCAUCAAGACAUCUAUAUUCUGGAGAUUCUGCUGGGGAUUAGUCUGUCCAAUAUUGAUGGCAAUUGUUUUCGUCUUUGCGCUGAUUACAGUUGAAAACUUGGUGUUUGGCGGCUUUUAUACGUAUCCAAUAGCAGCAUACGCGGCCGGAUACACGAUGGUUGCAAUCGGAAUUUUAUUCGUCCCUAUCAGCAUUUGUGCGGCGCUUCACAAAUUCAGAACUGGAAAUUUUAUUACUACUUUUAAAAAGUCCUUCAAGCCCAAACCAUCAUGGGGACCUAGAUCCCCUAUGGAGAAAAAGGAUUGGUUAUUGUUCAAAACUCAAGCCAAAGUGGAGAGGCAGAAAAAGGGGGUUAACAAUCAACUUUGCCAUAUAUGGUAUAGUUUAAGCGGUAGUUAUAGAAGAAAAUUAUAA